Peronospora matthiolae is the source of this 3474-nucleotide messenger RNA. The record is from the annotation of a GenBank genome assembly. Lineage: Eukaryota; Oomycota; Peronosporomycetes; Peronosporales; Peronosporaceae.
AUGGCGGAGUGCCCCUCGCGCAUCCAAGAAAACACGGAGAGACACCGGCCACAGCGUGCUCAAGACAGCGGCGACCGCUAUCGAUCACAACGUGCAAACGUCGCUCAAGAAGAAGACUCGGGCGACUACCUCUUUUCGAUCGGUGAAACGACAUCUGCGAAAUCGAGCGACAUCUGGCUGGUCGACUCCGGGGCGACGCAGCACAUGACGUGCUCCAAGAAGUUCAUGCGGAACUACAAGGGGUUUGACGCUGUGGAUGUCCAUCUCGCGGAUGAUGGAAUCGUCCAAGCAAUCGGCAGUGGGGACAUUGUCAUGUCGAUGAAGACACCCCAAGGGAUGAAGAAAGGUGUGCUCACAAACGUGUGGCACAUCCCAAAGUUAUCCAGAAACCUGUUCUCGGUCGGCCGCUUCACCAAGGAUGUCGGCCCAGUGACGUUCACGAAGGAUGGGUGCUAUGGAAAAGCGAAAGGGACCAAGUGGAAAAUUGGUGCCCGUGAAGGUAAAGGACUGUUCAAGCUGCAAAUGACUCCAGUGGCGCCGGAACAAGCAAAUGCAGCCAAGUCGUCGGGAUGUCAAGGGGGCACCAAGUCGUACCUCUGGCACCUUCGGCUUGGCCACAUAGGUCACGAUGGACUCAAUUGCAUCGUGACGAAGAACAUUGGAAUUGGCAUCGACAUAUCUUCGGUGAAGAAGUGGGACGUGUGUGAAGGUUGUGCUCUGGGAAAACAGACUCGAGUGCGCUUCCAAUCAAACACUACAGCUCGCACCUCCAAACUCCUCGAAGUGAUUCACAGCGACGUAUGCGGACCGAUGUCGAUGGCAACUUUCAGUGGAAAACGGUACUUCGUGACAUUCAUUGAUGACAAGUCAAGAUACUGUGUCGUCUAUCUGCUCAAGAGCAAAUCUGAAGUUGCGGCGAAGUUCAUGGAAUACGCUGCGAUGGCCGAAACGCAAACCGGAAAGCGCGUGAAGUACCUUCAAAGCGACAAUGGGGGUGAAUACAAGUCCGACAAGCUGGCACGAUUCUGCGCGGAACGGGGAAUACAACAAAGGUUCACACCCCCAUAUACUCCUCAGCUAAACGGAGUAGCUGAGAGAAUGAAUCGCACGCUGGUCGAGUGUGCGCGUUGCAUGAUGGAACACGCUGGACUGGGAAAGAGCUACUGGGGUGAAGCAGUGAUGACGGCGAUGUUUCUUCGAAACCGCUGUCCAACACGUGCCAUUCACCAAGACAAGUCUCCAUAUCAAGUGUGGACGAUGAAGAAACCGAUUCUGGCCAACCUUAAAGUGUUUGGAUGCCACGCGUAUGUUCAAGUGCCUCAAGACAAACGCGCGAAGUUCGACUCCAAGUCAUCACUCUGUCGUUUCCUGGGAUACGCCGAACACCAGAAGUCAUAUCGAUUUGAGGAAGUGUCAACAGGAGCGAUCAAGAUCAGUCGCGAUGCCACAUUCAUGGAAGACAAGUUUGAUGAAGGUCCGCGCAACUACAACGAUGAGUCAAGUGUCGUUGAGUUUGAUGAUCAUGAUGAGGACGAAGAAAAAGAAGAAGGUAAAACUGACGACGACAUGGACUCGAGCGACGAUGACAACGAAGACACCAGGUCUUCGAAGAGCAACAUCAAGAGACACACGCGCACUCAAUCACUUGAGAAAGCUACCGUCAUUCCAAGUCCCAAGCGAAGAACAUACAGAGGUCCGUCGCUUGAGCAUGUGUCAGCGGCUGCAAUGGAUUUUGAAGCAGCCUACAUCGUUGAUUCAGUGGGGGAAACGCCGACUACAUUCAAGUCGGCGAUGGAAUCAAGCGACUCCGGCAAGUGGAAAGAAGCGUGUGACUCGGAGUUCGAUUCGCUUCAGAGAAACGACACGUGGGAAAUCGUGCCUCUUCCGAAAGGUCGCAAGGCCAUCGGGUGCCGAUGGGUUUUUCGUGUAAAGGAGAAUCAAGAUGGCGAAGUUGAACGUUUCAAGGCAAGACUUGUGGCCAAAGGAUUCUCACAGAAAUUCGGAGUUGACUAUGAAGAAACUUUCGCACCGGUGGCCAAGUUCACAUCGAUUCGUGUGGUGCUCAGUAUGGCGGCUAAGUACGGCCUAAUGCUACAUCAGAUGGACGUCAAGACAGCGUUUCUUAACGGCUCCCUCAACGAAGACAUCUACAUGGACCAGCCGGACGGAUACCUGGAUGCAACACAGCCGGACUAUGUGUGCAAGCUAAAGAGAUCACUCUACGGCUUGAAGCAAUCGCCUCGCAUGUGGAACCAAACAAUCGAUGGGUUCAUGAUCAAGAUGGGAUUCAAGAAGUGCGAAUCGGACCACUGCAUCUACAUCAAGCGAGACGACCAAGACAUGAUUCUCGUGGUGCUCUACGUCGAUGAUCUCAUCCUGGCCAGCAGCAACAACGAACUCCUCAAGUCAACCAAGAUGGCGCUGAGCAAACGCUUCGAAAUGACGGAUCUCGGUGAGCUCGAUUACUUUCUCGGCAUGGAGAUCAAGAACGACCGUAAGACGGGAAUGGUGACUGUACAACAAACCAAGUUUCUCAAGUCCGUGUUAACCAAGUUCGGAAUGGAUAACAGCAAGCCAGUGAAGACGCCUCAAGAUCCCGGCCUGAAGCUAACCAAGAACAUGUGUGAACAAGAAUGCAAGCACGAAGACACCAUGUGCAACGUGCCAUAUCGAAGUGCUGUCGGAGGCAUCAUGUAUCUCAUGGUCGCCACACGUCCGGAUCUAGCUGCUGCAGUGGGAUCAUUAUCCCAGUUCUCGUCCGACCCAUGCCCGACUCACUGGCAAGCUUUGAAGCGUGUGCUGAGAUACCUGCAAGCAACGCCCAAUCAUGGUCUUGAGUUUACACGUGAAGAAGGAAGCCGUAUCUGCGGGUACACCGACGCAGACUGGGCCGGCGACAUUGAGUCAAGACGAAGUACAAGCGGAUAUGUGUUCAUGAUGAGCGGAGGAUGCAUCAGCUGGAAAAGCCAGAAACAAUGGACGGUCCGCUAUCUUCAACAGAAGCAGAACUACAAAGGAAUACUGGCGCUUUCCGAAGCAACCAAAGAAGCAGUAUGGCUCAAAGUGCUUUUGGGGGAACUUGGUGAGAUGACAAGCGACGAAGCGAUCAAGAUGUAUGAAGACAACCAAGGAUCAAUCGCUCUCGCCAAGAACCCGGAGUUCCAUAAGAGAACAAAACACAUCGACAUACGCUACCAUUUUGUGCGUGAGAAGGUGGAAUCAGGUGAAGUCGUUUUGGAGUAUUGCCCGACUCAAGAUAUGCUGGCAGACAUGAUGACCAAGCCGAUCGCCGCUGUACAAUUUGAAAACAUUCGCGAUCGACUUGGGAUCCAAGGUGCCGCAGCUAACGAGUCGAGAGGGAGUGUUGAAAAGACAGCGGCUGUGAAGAAGACACCUCGUCAAGCUGCGUCAAGUGUUGAAGCAAGUGGAAGACCAAGCUUCGCUAUACCGGUGGGUACCGGUAUGUACCAGUAA